CGCGCUGGUCGCCCGUGCAACUCUCUGGCGGGCACAACACUCUAGUGGCACAGUAACGACCUUGACGACUGACCACCAAUGUCCGAUAUCUAUGCGCGGGGGACGCGUGUCUGGUUCCCUGACCGGGAGGAUGGGUGGGUGUCCGGAGAGGUAACCGCCGUGACGAAAGGCGACGAUGGAAAGGUCAAGCUAACCUUCGUUGAUGAGCGAGGCAAGGAGCAAGUCGUAGACACCACGGAGAGCAAUAUUCGCGAUGGCAAAGGCGAUCUUCCACCAUUACGCAACCCCCCUCUGCUCGAGAGUGCAGAUGACAUGGCUACCCUUUCCCACUUGAAUGAACCUUCCGUCCUCCAUACCAUUCGCAACCGUUACUCGCAACACAUCAUUUACACCUACAGCGGUAUUGUUCUGAUUGCUGUCAAUCCAUUCCAACGCGUCACGCUCUAUGGACCAGAGAUUAUUCAAGCAUAUAGUGGUCGUCGGAAAGGAGAGCUAGAGCCGCAUCUUUUCGCAAUCGCCGAAGAGGCAUACACCAGGAUGAGACAGGAUAAUAUGGGGCAGACUAUCAUCGUUUCCGGAGAGAGUGGUGCCGGCAAGACGGAGUCUGCCAAGCUGAUUAUGCGCUAUCUCGCGUCUGUCAAUGCGGACGCGUCAGGGAUUGGCUCUAAGACAAGGGUCAAAGGUGCCGACGAGACAAGUGAGGUCGAGCGCCAGAUUCUCGCUACAAAUCCCAUUCUUGAGGCGUUCGGUAACGCGAAGACAUCCCGUAACGACAAUUCUUCUCGAUUUGGAAAAUACAUCCAGAUUUUGUUCGAUGGGAAGCAGCAAAUUGUUGGCGCGCGUAUUAGGACAUACCUCCUAGAGCGGACCCGUUUGGUUUAUCAACCGGAUACGGAACGCAACUAUCACAUUUUCUACCAACUCUGUGCCGGUGUUCCCAUCAAGGAGCGGAAGGAUCUAGCACUUGAUCCGGAUGUUACCAAGUUUGCUUAUCUGAACCAGGGAGGUCCUUCUUCAACCCCGAUCCCAGGUGUCGAUGAUGUCGAAGAGUUCCGUGAAACCCAGCAAGCAUUGUCCACGGUCGGCAUUUCUAUCGAUCGCCAAUGGGCAGUGUUCAAGAUCCUCGCUGCACUCCUUCACAUAGGAAAUAUCAAGAUUACACAGUCACGCACAGACGCGAUGAUUGACGAUAAUGACCCUGCUCUGGCUCUUGCUACUCGCUUCCUCGGUAUUUCCCCUGUCGAGUUCAAGAGAUGGACUGUCAAGAAGCAGCUGACGACCCGCAACGAGAAGAUUGUGACCUCCUUGAACGGAGCACAAGCAACUGUGGUACGAGACUCCGUCGCCAAAUUUAUCUAUGCCUGCUUGUUCGAGUGGCUUGUGUCUAUUGUCAACGAGAGCUUGGCUGGUGAAGAUGGUGAAGCCGCAAAUAAAGCAGAGAACUUCAUUGGAGUUUUGGAUAUUUAUGGCUUCGAGCACUUCAAGAAAAACUCCUUUGAGCAGUUCUGCAUUAAUUAUGCAAACGAGAAGUUGCAACAGGAGUUCAAUGCCCAUGUGUUUAAGCUCGAACAGGAGGAAUAUGUUCGGGAACAGAUUUCUUGGACGUUCAUUGAUUUUGCCGACAAUCAGCCAUGCAUCGAUGUCAUCGAAAACAGGCUUGGUAUUCUGUCUCUUCUUGACGAGGAAUCGCGUUUGCCUGCUGGGACUGAUGCGUCAUUCCUUACCAAACUCGUCGGCCAGCUUGACAAGCCCGAUAACAAGAACGUGUUCAAGAAGCCUCGGUUUGGUAACACGGCGUUCACGGUUGCUCAUUACGCUCUGGACGUUACCUACGAAGUCGAUGGUUUCAUCGAGAAGAACCGUGAUACCGUUCCAGAUGAACAACUGAUGCUCCUUGCCAACACGCAAAAUUAUUUCUUCAAGGAAGUUCUGGAGGCAGCUUUGGCCGGUACCAAGCCGGGCGAUGCCUCAACGCCAACCCCAAGCGCAGGCUCAGAUACGGAGAGUGUUGUCAGCAAUCGUCGUCAAUCACUCAUACCUGAUCCCGGCCGAGCGUCAUUGACCACCGGACUUGGUACGAACUCGGGGGCCUCGGGCAAGGGUGGGCGUGCAGUUGCUCGGAAACCCACUUUGGGCUCCAUUUUCAAAGCAUCCCUCAUCUCCUUGAUGGACACCAUCGGCGUCACCAAUGUUCAUUAUAUUCGUUGCAUCAAACCAAACGAGGCAAAGCGCGCGUGGGAGUUCACUCCUCAGCAAGUGCUUGGACAACUUCGUGCGUGCGGUGUAUUGGAGACCAUUCGGAUCAGUUGUGCCGGAUAUCCUUCUCGCUGGACAUAUGAGGAAUUCGCUGAAAGGUACUAUAUGCUUGUUAUAGCGGCAAUUUGGUCAAAGCAGACGGACCCGAAAGCGCUCUGUAAUGAGAUCCUAGGCGCCGCCAUCAAGGAAGACGACAAAUAUCAGGCUGGCCUGACGAAAAUCUUCUUCCGUGCCGGAAUGCUUGCUUAUCUUGAGGCACAGCGUACCGACAAGCUAAACUACCUCGUCACAAUCAUCCAGAAGAAUAUGCGUAGGCGAAUGGCUGUGAAGAAAUAUCGUGAACUGCGGUCCGCCGCCAUCCGCAUCCAGACUUGGUGGAGAACGAUCCUGGCUCGUCGUCUCGUUUACCGGAUGCGGCAAGAAGCUGCUGCUGUUAAGUUCCAGAAGGCUAUCCGUCGUUAUCAGCAACGUAAACAGUACAUGGACAUCAGGGAAUCCGUCAUCCGCUUCCAGAGCCUAUUCCGUGGUCAGAAAGCGCGCCGCGAGUACAAGAAGACACGCCUGCAGACUGCUGCUGUCCUGCUCCAGCGGCUGUACCGCGGUUUCAUUGCUCGCCGGAAUUACAAGUCGGACGUCAAGAAAGUCAUCUAUCUCCAAUCAUGUGUCCGUCGACGCAACGCUCGCAAGGAGCUCAAGGCACUCCGGGCCGAGGCUCGUUCAGCUUCUCGCUUUAAGGAGAUUUCGUACCGAUUGGAGAACAAGGUCGUCGAGCUUACCCAGACUAUUCAGAAGCGCGUUGCCGAGAACAAGGAGAUGCAGGCCAAGAAUGAAGAGUUACAGGCCUUACUCCGUUCGUGGCAGUCGCGGCAUGAGGAGGCAGACGGCAGAGCGCGGCAACUUCAGACGGAUAUUCAGUCUGCGCACGUGCCCAAGUCGAAGUUCGAUGAAUUGCUUGCCACCAAGCGUGAGGUCGAUAAACGGCUUGACACGGCGCACCAAAAGGUCGCUGAGCAAGAAGAGCUUGUUCAGCAACUCACCGAUGACCUCAGUCGUCACACUGCUCUUUUGGAAGAGAGACAGAAGCUUUUGGAUGGCGCUGCAACUAAGGGCACUGAGGAUGGAGCCACAAUCAUGUCUCUGCGAACCGAGCUCAGUGGUUUGAAAGAUCAACUCAAUCGUGCCAAUGCUCUCGCCUCGUUGACCAAAAGCGCUCGGGAACCAACUUCGCCGACGGACCGCUUCCCACCUGCAUACAAGGCUAUCGAACAGUCACCUGUUAUCAACGGUGCAGUUAUGAACGGUGUUAAGCGCCACAACAGGACGCACAGUGCUGCUGCGUACUACAAUACUGAGAAAUCGGAGAACGGGUAUGACGAUGUCCUUCAGUUCGGGAGACGUCUUGGCCCUGGUGCGCCAAGGGCAGUGUCGGUUGCCCUCAAUGCGCAGGACGCCAUGCCGAGAUUCAAGCCCAUGAACGGGUUGGGUGACAUAUACGAUGAUCCGGCAGAGGAGAAGAUUCGUCUUCUUGAGGAUGGGACUGCGUUGGAUGAGGACAUCUUGAACAGUCUCAUCCGUGGGCUGAAGAUUCCUCAACCUGGCACCACACCGCCACCGAAUCUGAAGGAGAUUCUCUUCCCUGCUCACCUGAUCAGCUUAGUCACCAAUGAAAUGUGGAGAUUCGGUCUCAUUGCGGAGAGUGAAAGAUUCCUGGCCAAUGUGAUGCAGACCAUUCAGUCGCAUGUCAUGUCGUUUUCGGGCGAGGAUGCGAUUGUCCCGGGUCUCUUCUGGCUGUCCAAUGUCCAUGAAAUCCUCUCGUUCAUCUGUGUUGCCGAAAGUGAUAUGCAACAGGGUAUUGGUCCGGGCGGCGAUCCUGCUUGCCGAGAAUUCGAAUGGCAGGAUUACGAGCGCUUAGUGUCUGUUGUGAAGAAUGACCUUGACAGUCUCGAGUUUAACAUCUACCAUACCUUCAUGGUAGAGACCAAGAAGCGUUUAAGCAAGAUGAUCAUCCCGGCUCUUAUUGAAAGCCAAGCGCUCCCAGGAUUCACCGCGACCGACGGCAACAAUCGCCUCUUCAACCGCCUGCUUCAUUCGUCACAACCUGCAUUCAACAUGGAUGAUAUUCUGAACCUGUUCAAUAAGGUCUUCCGCAGCUUGAAGACCUUCUACAUGGAAGAGAUUGUCAUCGGCCAGGUCUUCACGGAGUUGCUGCGGCUUGUUGGCGUAACAAGUUUCAACGACUUGCUUAUGAGGCGCAACUUCAGCUCUUGGAAACGAGCCAUGCAGAUCCAGUACAACAUCACUCGCAUUGAAGAGUGGUGCAAGUCACAUGACAUGCCUGAAGGCAAUCUGCAGCUCGAGCAUCUGAUGCAGGCGACCAAGCUCCUCCAGCUGAAGAAAGCAACCUCUCAGGAUAUCGAGAUCAUCUACGAUGUCUGCUGGAUGCUCACGCCGACCCAAAUCCAGCGCAUGUGCACAAAUUAUUUCGUUGCAGACUACGAGAAUCCGAUCUCGCCGGAGAUUCUCCGUGUUGUUGCAUCACGGAUUGUGCCUAACGACAGAAACGACCAUUUACUGCUAACCCCUGAGACGGAAGACGUUGGGCCGUACGAGCUCCCUCUGGCGCGUGAGGUCACUGGUCUAGAGACGUACGUCCCCGCAUACCUCAACACCCCACACAUCAGGCGGCUGGCCGCCUUGGUGUCAUAGGUUUGGCAUGGUUUGCCUUUGGUCUGCGUUGGCGUUGUCAGGGGCGAGAUUUCGUUCACUCACGUUCAACGACCCUUAUGUUGUUUUCUUAUGGCUUAUGAUUCGCGUCCCUUCUUGUCUUUAUUUACACUACUUGCUUCUCUCUGUUUCGUGUGUUCAUUUGGAUCCCUCUCUUCCCCGCAUCUUCCGUCCGUUUAACCGUG
Dacryopinax primogenitus is the source of this 5165-nucleotide messenger RNA. RefSeq lists its product as uncharacterized. Gene Ontology annotation, biological process: actin filament organization; vesicle transport along actin filament. Bases 79 to 4962 code for a protein of 1627 amino acids. Gene Ontology annotation, molecular function: ATP binding; microfilament motor activity; actin filament binding. Gene Ontology annotation, cellular component: myosin complex; cytoplasm; actin cytoskeleton. The transcript has 10 exons. Lineage: Eukaryota; Fungi; Basidiomycota; Dacrymycetes; Dacrymycetales; Dacrymycetaceae. The record is from RefSeq and is a predicted model, not a curated record.